UAAAAAAUGCGUUUCUCAAUCAUCGCCGUCCUCGCCUCCGUCGUUGCUGUCACCAGCGCUCUUGAGUACCCUUUCAAGCCCAACGGCCCAUGCGUUUCCAAGUGCUUGAUGGACAUUGGCAAGAGCAUGAACCCCAACUAUACCGAUGAUCCCAACAGCCCUUACUUCUUGGAGUCGCUUGGAUACGGCCACGAGAGAGGCACUCCCACCUACACCACAUUCAUGUACAAGGCGGGUAUGUGCUACCAGAGCUGCCCUAAGGAGGAGUUGGAUCUUUAUCAGGAACAGUUCCAGGCCAAGGCUGAGUGGUACAAGAAGGCCAAGGCUGAGGCCGAGGCCAAGGGUGCUGCAGGCGAUGGAGCCAAUAAGCCCAGCGCCGCCAACGGUUUGGUUGCUGGCUCUAGUGCCUUUAUCGGUGCCGCUGCCGCUGUUGUCGUUGCUCUCCUUUAAACAUCUUUUCUUUUUAACUUCACUCUGUAAUUAGUAACCAUACUACACUAUUAUAUAAUAAUAAAUUAAACUACUCAUGGCGUUUAUUGAGACCUUGAAAAAAAAGG
Molecule: messenger RNA, 557 nt
Organism: Lobosporangium transversale
Lineage: Eukaryota; Fungi; Mortierellomycota; Mortierellomycetes; Mortierellales; Mortierellaceae
Exons: 2
Coding region: 7-450 (147 amino acids)
Source: RefSeq, a predicted model, not a curated record